Fonsecaea erecta is the source of this 1893-nucleotide messenger RNA. Its product is annotated as dihydroxy-acid dehydratase. The record is from RefSeq and is a predicted model, not a curated record. Gene Ontology annotation, molecular function: hydro-lyase activity. The transcript has a single exon. The coding region runs from base 1 to 1893 and encodes 630 amino acids. Lineage: Eukaryota; Fungi; Ascomycota; Eurotiomycetes; Chaetothyriales; Herpotrichiellaceae.
AUGGCGAGUAACCACACGUCGACAGCCGCAGUGCAGAACGGCGACGGUGGUAGCUCGAUAUCUAAGGACUAUGAUCUAUCCCAGCCCAUUACCUCGACGUCCGGGCUUCGCUCCGGCCUCACUUCAUAUGGCGACGCUCAUUUCUCACUGUUUCUUAGAAAAGUCUUCAUCAAAGCCUUAGGGUAUUCGGACUCGGCACUGUCUUCGCCCAUCAUCGGCGUCAUCAACACCUACUCCUCAUUCAAUCCUUGUCAUUCUAAUGUCCCCCAACUCAUCGAAUCGGUCAAGCGAGGGGUAUUGGCAUCCGGAGGGUUACCUGUCGAUUUCCCGACGAUCAGUAUCCAUGAGAGCUUUGCCAGCCCGACCAGCAUGUAUCUGAGGAAUCUGAUGAGUAUGGACACGGAGGAAAUGAUCAAGGCUCAGCCGGUAGAUGCUGUGGUCAUGAUAGGUGGAUGUGACAAAACAGUCCCAGCCCAGUUGAUGGGCGGCAUCUCUGCAAAUAAACCCGUCAUUCCUCUCAUCACAGGCCCAAUGAUGCCCGGCUCAGUGGAAGGGGUCAGGGUAGGAGCUUGCACGGACUGCCGAAGCUAUUGGGCACGGUACCGAGCUGGCGCCGUGGACCUGGAGGACAUCAUGUCCGUCAAUGAGGAACUGGCACCCACAGGAGGCACAUGCGGCGUGAUGGGCACCGCGUCGACUAUGGCUUGCAUCACGGCAGGCCUGGGACUGCUUGAACUUAAAUCUGGUGCCACCGCCGCCGCUGUGAGCUCGGCCAGACUGAGAGUCGCUGAGCAGGCAGGUCGUAAUGCAGUGGCCAUGCUCAAGAAGGAAGGAAUGCGACCACAAGAUCUUCUUACACGGGAGAGCUUUCUCAACGCCAUUAUCGUUCUCCAAGCCAUUGGUGGGAGCACGAAUGCUGUGGUGCAUCUGCUGGCCAUUAUCAACCGACACCCGAAAGUGGCUGGCACUAUUGACCUCAAUACGUUUGACGAGAUUGGCAGGAAGACGCCGUUGCUGGUUGACCUAAAGCCCAGCGGUGACAAUUACAUGACAGACUUCCACAACGCAGGUGGCAUGUUGGCACUGAUGCAUACACUAAGGCCAUUGUUACACCUCGGUGCAAGGACUUACUCUGGUCAGACCCUGGGCGAGCUUCUCGACACCACUCCCUUCAAGUCGUUCCAAUACUCCAGGCAGAUUGUUCGGUCUCUUGAAGAUCCACUCUACCCUAGCUCGAGUUUGGUGGUCUUGCAUGGCAACAUCUGCCCACAAGGGGCUGUCAUGAAAGCCUCUGCCUCAAAGGAUCGGAAGCUCUUGCACCACCGUGGCUCGGCCUGCGUGUUCGAAAAUACUGCAGACAUGAGCCAACGUAUCGACUCCCCAGAUCUGGAAGUUGAUGCGAACUCGGUAUUGAUCCUCAAGAGUAUUGGUCCGGUCGGCAACCCGGGAAUGCCCGAGGCUGGACUGAUCCCUAUCCCUCAAAAGCUGGGGAAACAAGGCGUGACCGACAUGUUGCGGAUCAGUGAUGGGCGAAUGAGCGGCACUGCUGGUGGCACAAUCAUAUUGCAUAUAUCACCAGAGUCCGCGGACCUUGACUCGGUCUUUGGUAUUGUACAGACGGGUGAUAAGAUCAUUUGCGACAUCGAGAAGAGGAAACUACUGCUGGACGUAGAAGACCAGGAGAUCGCUAGACGUAUUGCUGAUCGCAAAGCGCGGUCCCAGGUCGCCUCCUCUUCUGGACCUACUGACGGACAAAUGUCUAACAACUCAGAACCUUGGGUGGAGAGAGCUGGCCGGAGAGGUUAUCGAGGCCUCUACGAGCGGGAGGUCAACCAAGCACACCUUGGCUGCGACUUUGGCUUCCUUACAGCCCAAGGUCCGUUAGGCCAUUGA